CCCCAUUCAUCCCUCGCCGCCCAGCACACGACGCCCUUGCCCUUUCCCCUCGCCGCCCCCCUCGCCCUCACAGCACCCCACCGAGCAGCGGCUCUCAGUCUUCCAGUCUGGCUCGUCCUGUGCAGCAGUCGAGUCUCGCCGGGGAGACGUUUGCCCGCUUGCACCCGCACCCGCACCGCCGUCUAUGGUAGCAAAGUCGAAGAGGACCGCGGCGCACGACAAGCGACACGAGAAUGGCCUUGCCGCCCCCGGCAGACGCAUCGACAAGCAGAAGAGCAACCCGGCCCUCAGUGCCAACGCCCCCAAUGGGAAGACUACGGCACAGCCCAGGCCCCAGCCUGGCCAUGUAGUAGACAGCAGUGACACGGCGCCAGCAAACACGCUCCUUCACCACGACGCCGCCACUGCCACCAUGCCUGCCGCCGCCGCCGCCUUGUCGUCCUCUGCCUCGUCGGCCACCCCCUCCGCCUCCUCCGCCAUCACCACUCCCGCUGCCCCCCACGCCCGCUCACACGACCGCACGCGCGCCGCUUCGGACGCCUCCAACGACAAUUCCACAGAUGCCUGUCGCCCCUACGACAAUGCUACGGCUCCCUUUGACCCCAUGUCAUCGACUCUCCGCCGCGCAGACACCACAGGCUCCAAGCACGCUUCGCUGUCCAUGACCACCAUGCUCUCUGUCCCCGCCACCAUUCUCACGUCCUGUCCGCUGCGGGACGUGCUCGCCAUCCUCAUCAUCCUCCUCCAGCUCCCUCCAACCGUCCUCACCGUCGUUCAGUUUCUCUUCGCUACCCUCACCUUUGUCCCGCCCCAGGCUGGUACCCCCCUCUCCGCCCUCUCUGCCUUCCCCUCCUUUACCGACAUCUUCCAGGGCUCCGGCGGCACGCCCUCGCUCUUCACCACAAUCAUUGCCGACACCGUCAUUCUUAUGAUAUGGCUGUUGCUGUGGGUCCCUGCCCAGAACUUCUUCCUCGACCUGGCACAGGCCGUCAUUGCCAUCGCUCUGGGAGGAGCUGCAGCCGGAAAAAAGGGCACAACCAAUAGCAUUAUCAUAUGCUUUCUUAUUAUUUUCACCAGCCACAUCUUCAGAUUUAGGCCUCUCCGGCAACACAUUGUCCACUUUCUUUGGACAGGGCUCGCCCGGGGAGGCCUUGAAUUUUUGACGAGCCCCCCGAGUACGCCGACCUCAUUGGAAAGCUUCUCAACCCCCCACGGAUGGCCUCGCAGCCUCCUGGGUAUUCAUAUUCUAGCCCAAGGUGUCGUUCGCAUCAUCCGACGCUCUCUGUCUCGACGAGAACACACAACUCUACCUACUGGCAAGAAGACAGACCCCGAAUCCGGUGUGCUUCAACGCUCCAACUCAAUUAACCAUGAACCAGCUGCCGAUGUGCCCAAUGCCUCGAGCACCGACGGCCGCCCCCCGGGGCCGUCGCCCGCCGUACACGCACACAAGGAUAAAGCAAGUAGUGGUAGGAGGAAGAGAAAGCAAGCCACUCAUGUUCGGAGUCAGCAGCCGUUUUGGGCUGCCCUUGCAAGUACAAAAGUUACUGUUUUAAAAGAAAUGGAGAGUAGCCGGGCGGCAAACGAUGCCGACGAGGCUAACGCAAAAGACGCAAAUCACAUUGGAAACGCUGUUUGGAGACCGGAAGACGAUCGUGUUUGGAUUUCAGAAGUCGGCUUUUCCGACAUUUCAUUUCGUGUUAGUUUAGCUGGUGGAACUAGUAUUCAGGAGCAGAACGAGGAAGAUUCGAGCCUCGGAUCCGGCAUCGACAAGUCAAAGCCAUUCUACAUCCGUGUCAAUGGCGCCGAUUGGAGCUCUGCCCGGAUCCGGCAAAGCGAACCUGUUGGUUUUGAAGGUCAGGAGGGAACGGGCUACUGGGUAGGGGAGAUUUUUGGGUUAACGGCACUGUCCAACUACUACUGCGAGUUUGUCAGGACCAACGACAACGAAGUCUUCUACUCAGCAAGCCUUAUUACCUCGGCCAGCCCUGUCACCGAGCUCGCUUUAGCCUCCAUUGCCUCCCCGCCAGCGCAUCAGACCCUACGACCUUCUUCGCCUACUACGACAUUGAAAAACUCUAUUGCGGCAGCCGAUCAGCAGUUACAAGAGCAACGCAAUCGCCUGAAGCGGAACAAAAAGGACCACAAAACUGCCAUCACCAAUAUCAAGAAAGAGGUGGAUACUCUCGGAAACCGCCUUGCCAACGCCGGUGGCAGUGAUGAACGCCAACGCCAGCGUGUCCUCCAAUUCACCCAGAAUAUUCGCCAGGCCGAUGAUGCAGCCGCAGAUUUUGCCCUUCAAGCAGAGAAUCUGGGAUGCAUUCCCGAAGAGGAAUCCAAGGAAGCCGCAGCCAAGAAAGCCGAAUGGAAGAAGGAGCGUGACAAUAAGAAUGCCGUUGCGAGCGAGUUCGACAAGACCAAGGAAGAGAUUGAGCGCCAGGUUCAAAGCGUCCAGAAUGACAUCAACAACGCUUACCAGAAGAGAGAGCGUCUUCAGCAGCGUCAAACCAGGCUCAACGAGCAGCACGACCGUCUUGUCACCGCCAAUGCCGAAGGCUUCACCGCCAAGCAACGAAGAGAGCAAGAACGUGCAGCUUUGCGAGCACAGCGCGCUGAAGUCGAGCAUCAAUAUCAGAGCAACAUCAUCAACUACGAAAGGCGAACUGAAGAGCAAAAUCUCUCGACUACUCAAAUCAUGCAAACCGUGCAGCAUUACGAAGAGCUCAUGAUUCAGCAAGCCCAACAACACAUGUCUGUUCCGACAACACCUGAUGGCAAUCUCCCUGGCACAAGCAUGUCUCCUCAUAACAACGGUUUCGCCAGCUUCACGUUCCCAUCACUCAACUCCCACAUGAACAGCACACCUGGUUCCAUGCGUGGCGGUCGUGGUCGCUCUUCGUCAAUGCUUUCCAACGUAUCUGGCUUCACUGACACUUUCGAUGAGCCCUCCUCUAUGGCUCCCUAUGUGCUUGGCAAUCCUUUCAAUACUCCUGGACCCGUCAAUGGACGUAACCGCAGUCAUGGGAGUGGCAGUUUGAGCUCGGGUACGUCGAGCCAAACUUCGAGCCAGAGGGAUCCCAUGAGUCCUGUCCAAAGUACCAAGCCCAUGAUGGUUCGAAGCGUAACAAAUGGUAGCAACGGUUUCAUGAGUCCGAUUGGGACUGGUCGAUAAAAGCGUGGGAAAAAAAUGGGAUCUGUUUUUUUGCCGGAUCUCCUAGAUAGCUCUCCAAUGUGAUUAUAUGUGUUCU
Molecule: messenger RNA, 3248 nt
Organism: Bipolaris sorokiniana ND90Pr
Lineage: Eukaryota; Fungi; Ascomycota; Dothideomycetes; Pleosporales; Pleosporaceae
Exons: 2
Coding region: 185-3172 (995 amino acids)
Source: RefSeq, a predicted model, not a curated record